Molecule: messenger RNA, 22365 nt
Organism: Brugia pahangi
Lineage: Eukaryota; Metazoa; Nematoda; Chromadorea; Rhabditida; Onchocercidae
Source: the annotation of a GenBank genome assembly
AUGGAUCACAAGUGUGAUCCGGAAGACAUACCGGAUAAUACCAAAGAAUGGAAUAAUUAUUGGAAGAUUCCAGAACAACGGAAUGAGUGUAACGAUCAAGGAAGAAACAAAAUGACCAAUGGUCAAGCAAUGAUCACUAAAUGUGACAAUGAAUGCGAUCAAAAUAAAUCAAAAAAUUUCGAUAGCAAAAAGAAAGGAUUAAAAUUUGAAAUUAAUACAAAUACUGGAAAUGCAAUUAUUGAAAAGCAAGAAGAAUGCAACGAUGGCAAACAAUUUGAAAGUAUUAAAUGGAACAAAAAUUUGCAAAUCCCGGGAUUACUGAUAAAUAUCUCGAGAAAAUGCACACUGUCAUUAUCAUCAUUCCAGAUAUUAUCAGAUACUUUUCAACAGUAUUACAAGCAAUGUUGUGAUGCAUUUCAUAUUUGUCACAAUGAUUUGACAAUUGAAACAAUCGAGCAAUGUGGUGCGCUAACAUAUGCAUUUAUUAAAUUACUAUUUCAUAUUGGCUAUAAUCCUGAACGAAUAAUCGUUUCCGGAAUUGAUACACUAAUAAUGUUAGCUGCUAAAAAUGCAAUCAAACUUGAUGAUGCAUGUUUUGCAUGGAAAAUGAUCAAUUCACUGAUAACAACGAUCAACGAUGGUGAUAAACUGAUAAUUGCUAAACAAAUUAAUGCAAUCCUAUCAAAAAUUGAUAUUAAUUUUCAAAAUGCAAUUUCGCUAAUUAACAUUGAGCAGCUAAUCAUAUCAAAUAUGGAAACACUGAUAACAACAAUUCUUACAAAUGAAAUGCAAAAUGAGCAAUUUUUAAAUGAUCAAUUAAAAUCAUUUAUGAUAAUUGGAUCAACAAAUAAUAAUUGCUUAAUGAUGAAACAUAUUGAAAAUUUCGAUGAUUUUAUAACAUUUAUUAAACAUCAAAAUAAUUUCAAACUUUUUAAUGCAUUACAAAAAAUUUUAAUUGAAAAGACAAAUUUAUCAGUUAAUGAAAAAAUUUUCAAUGUUAAAAUAAAUUUGAAGGAUAAAAAAUAUUUAUUUGCUCAUUUGAUACAUAAUUGUAAUAUUUUAUCAGCUGCUACACUACUUAUCACUAUUUUUAACUCAUUUUUAAAUGAGCGUUACAUUUUUAAAAAUGUAACAUUCUUAUUUCCUGUUAUUUUUACAUCUGAAAAUGAUUUUAUUCAUUUUAAAAUUCAAUUUUCUGCUAAUAUUUGCACUAUUACAUAUGAAAAUCAUCAAUGUGUUACAUUUCAAUUUGUUAGAAAUUGUCAAAUUGUCAAAUAUUUUGACAAAAGUAAUAAUUGGAUUUCUGCUAGCAUUGAUAAACGAUUAGCUAUUGCAUCAGAAUUAAAUGCUAAAUUAAUAACUGAAAAAGAAUUUUAUACUGAAAUGGAAAAGUAUUACUAUCAGUAUUAUGCGGAAUUUCGCUCGGUGAAAAAUUUAUUAAUUAAUGGAAAUUAUGGUACGGUUGAACUUACGCCAAGUGAACAUUUUGAUGUGUUAAUCGAUGGAGCUAUGCAAGCAAUUGUUUUUAUUUACAUUCAACAAUUUGGUGUAAAAUCCGCUGGUACCACAUUGGUACCAUUUCAUAUAGAACAAAUGAUUAUCACUGAUAAUAUUAGCGAAGAGGAAGAAAUUUCGAUUGGAAGAAGAAGAAGAGAAAGACGAAGCAAUAAUUCUAAUGCUAAUAUAUUAGCAUUUGUUAAAGUUAAAUUAAAAAAUGGACAAAUUCAGGGUUCAUUUCAAUUUAUCACUGAUAAAAUUACUGUUAUAGCAAAUGCUAUCAAUUUUUCUCCAUUAAAAACAAAUCAUAUAUUAAAAUCAUUAAAAAAUGAUCAAAAUUUUUCAUCAACAUUUAACAAAACAAACAAACAUUCAUCAUAUCAAAUGAAAUUAAAAAAAUUAAAAAUGAAAAAAUUUGAACAAUUAGAAAAAAUAUUAGCAAAUGAUCAGAGAAUUGUAUGUAUUAAAUCAAUUGCAUGUCGUUUACCAAAAAAUAUCACUGAUCCAGCAGAAUUUUGGAAUGCACUUAAAAUUGGUAAUUUAAUGGCAGAUAAAAUACCAUAUAAUCGUAUUAAUGAUAGAGAUAAUUUAGCAGAUGGACAACAAUAUGGUAUACCAAUACGUUGUGGUCAUUUCUUAUCAAAUAAUAUUAGCCAUUUUGAUGCAAAAUUUUUUGGUAUUUCACGAAGUGAAGCAGAAAAAAUUGAUCCACAACAACGUUUACUUUUAGAAUGUAUUUAUGAAUGUAUGGAAAAUGCUGGAAUAAUUCAUUUAAAUGAUGCAGGUUUUUUUAUUGGUUUUAUGUCAAAUGAAUAUGCAAAUAUUAUCAAAUGUGAUGAUGCUAUAUCAAUGCUUGGUUCAAGUGCAAGUAUUGUUAGUGGACGAUUGAAUUAUUUGUUUGGUAGUAAUGCACCAGCAAUUACAAUUGAUACUGCAUGCAGUUCAAGUUUAGUUGCAUUGCAAAUAGCAAUUGAUGCAUUAAAAAAUAAACAAUGCAAAAUUGCUAUUGUUGCAGGUGUUAAUUUAAUUUUAACUGAACAAAGUAUUGGUCAACGAGCUAAUGGUCAUUUAUUAGCUGAUGAUGGCUUAUGUCGUAGCUUUGAUGCAUUAUCAAAUGGUUAUGGUAGAGCAGAUGGUUGUGUAGCACUUCUUUUAACAUUAAAUAAUAUCACUACUACUACUACUGAUAAUAUUACUACUACUACUGCUGAUAAUAUUACUACUACUAGUAAUACUACUGAUAAUGAAAGAAUUGAUGAUUGUAUGAUAAGAAUAAUUUCAACAGCAAUUGGUCAUAAUGGAAAAAGUAUUUCACUAACAGCACCAAAUGGUUUUGCACAAGAAAAAUUAUUGCAAAAUUGUUUGAGUGAAAUUUCUGAAAAGCAAUUGAUUGAUUAUUGGGAAGCACAUGGUACUGGUACAAUAAUUGGUGAUGCAAUUGAAUUAAAAGCAUUGCAAGCUAAUUUACAGCAUCAAUGCUUAAUAAGCACGGCUAAAACACAUUUUGGACAUUCAGAAGCUGCUGCUGGUGCUACUGGUUUAGCUAAAAUUUUAUUGCAAUUUAAAAAUGAUUAUAUUCCGGUGCAUGGAUCAUAUCAAUUUUUACAAAAUUUACAAAAUGGAAAUUUAUAUUUGCCUAUUAUUGGUGAAGAAUGGAUGUGUAAUAAUGCAUUAGCUGGAAUAAGUUCAUUUGGUAUUGGUGGAACAAAUGCUAUGGCAAUAAUACAAUGUAAAAAAUUAUUUAAUAAACAAUUAAAAAUGAAAUUAAAUUUAACAACAAAAAUGCAAACAUAUCUUUGUCCAUUAUCAGCAAAAUGUAUGGAAUCAUUAAAUAUGCUAAUGAUAUGCUAUCAAACAAUGCUUGAAAAUAGCAAUCAAAUAAUUGCUAAUAUUUGUUCAACAGCAUCACUUCAUCGAAAUCAUAUGCAUUAUCGUGGUAUUAUUAUCAUACAUAAAAGAAAAAUUAUUAAAAAAUUGAUGAUGAAAAAUGAUAAAGAAGGAAAAGAAGGAGAAGCAAUGAUAGGAUUGAAAUUAUCAAAUUAUUCAUACAUAUAUCUAUUUUCUUGGUUUCAUUCAAAUUUUCAAAAAUUUAGAAUGAAUUAUAAAUUUUAUCUUCCAUUAAUGAAAAAUUUUGCUGUGCAACAAAUUUUGGCAAAAUUAUCACAAACUUAUUGUGAUGUUAUUUUAGCUGGUCUAUUAAGUUUAAUUACUUUUCUAAAUGAUAUUGGCAUUAAAUUAAAUGCUAUUUAUGCUACUGAUAAUUUAUCAUUGCUAGCAGCACAGUUAAUUACAGAUAUUAUUAGAGAUCAGAAAAAUUUUGAAUAUGAAUUAAUGGAAAUGAUUGGAAGAUCAUAUUUACAUGGAAAUUGUAUUAAUUGGAAAUAUCUCUAUUCAACAUCUUCUUAUCAAAUUACACUUCCAAAUUAUCAAUUUAAACGUGAAUCAUAUUGGAUUACAAAAAAUUCACCAACAAUUGAUCAUUGGUUAAUUGGACGAUUGAUGAAAGAAGACAACAAUGAAUGCAUUUUUAUUAAUCAAAUUAGCAAAAUGACAAAUGCAAAAUUAUUGAUGGCGUUUAAAUACAAUGGACAAAUGCGCUUUUCAUUUGGUAUUUGCUGUGAUGCAAUCAUACAAGCAUUACAGCUAACAUUUUUCACAAAAAAUAUUAGCAAACAAUCGCAAUUUUACUUUCAUAAUUUUACAAUGAACAAAUAUUUGUUGAAGGAAAAUGAUUGGAUGAAGACAACAAUUAAAAAAUAUUCAAAUAUCAAAUAUCACAUCAAAUUAACAUGUGAAACAAAUGUUAUUUGUGAAGCAAAUAUUAUUCUUAAUGUUCAUGAAACUAAAAUGAAACGAUUAAAUAUUAAUAAAAUUAAAAAUGGUUUUAUUAGCAAACCAAAUUUUUAUGAAAUUCUCAAUAAUAAAGGAAUAAUUUAUAAUGGAAUUUAUCAAACAAUUAUUCGUACUUCUGCUGCAACUUCCUCUAAUGAAAUAAUAUUUGUAGCAAAAUGUUGCUAUCAAAUUUUUCAUAUAUUAGAAGCAAUAAUACAAAUUGUAUGCUAUUGUGAUAUUUUAAAUCCAAAUGAUAUUUAUGGUGAUAAGAAAUUUAUCAUUAAAAAUUUAAAUUUUCAUCAAGCAUUUUUAACCGAAUCAACAGUGUAUUUAGCAAUUACAAAUCGUAAAAUUAUCGUUUAUAGUGGAAAUGAUCAAACGAUAAUGAUAAGUGUAAAUUUGGAUGAUGAUAAUGAUGAUAACAGUGAUAAUAAAUGUAAUGAAAAAAUUGAUAAGAUGAAAAAGUGUAGAAAAGAGAAAAUUGAUAAGAAAAAAAAAUCAGAUCAAUUUAUCAGCACUUCAUUUGUUACUUAUCAAGAAUGCAUUGAUAAAGUACGACAUGCAGUUGAAGAUAUUCGUAAAGAUAAUUGUCCAAUUAACAAUAAGCAAUUAUCAGUAUCAUUUAUUGAACUUGGUCUUGAUUCAUUAUCAAUUACUGAUCUUGCUAAUCGUUUAAAUACAAUUUAUUUUCCUAAUUUACAAUUUAGUGCUGUUGAUCUUUUCAAUUAUUCCAAUAUUAAACUGUUAACGGAUGCAAUUUAUAAGCAUAAAAUAUCAUCAAAAAUUACUGAUAACAAAGAUGAUAAAAAGAUAAGUGAAAUAAUGAUGAAACAUUCUGGCACUAUCACUACAUUGGAUGAAUUCUCGACUGCUAGAGAAUCUCGACUGGACGAUAAGCAUACAUUAUCAUCAAUGCUAGAUGAUAAUGAUAAUUAUGCAUAUACACAAAUAUUCUUUAAGAAGCAGUCAAGAAAUGAUUGUAUGAAUGUUAUCAUUACUGAUAAGGAAUUUUUAUUGAAACAAAAAUUAGAUAAUCAAUUGAUAAUUAUUGUAAAUGAUAAAAUGCAAAAAUAUCAAAGCAUUGAUGAUGAUAAUGCCAAAAUAUUGCAUUUUAAUAGAAGAAAUUCUGUGAAUUUCAAGCAUUAUUUGCUAUCAUAUUUGAAUGAUCAUAAAAAAAUUUUGAUCAAAUUUGCAUUAAGCAAUAAUUUUUCAUUAAAAUAUCUUAUUGAUGUAUUACUUCAAUUAACACAAAUAAUAAACAAUCAAUCAAAUCAAAUUUUUAUAUUUUCUAGCAAAUUUAAUUCUGGAUAUGCUAAUGCAUUUGCAUUAGGAUUUGCUAAAAGUUUAUGCGCUGAAUUAUAUCCAAAAGUGCAAUAUGAAUGGAAUUUUAUUUUGCAAAAAAUUUCAAAUUUUAAAAAUUAUACAAAAAAACAAUUAUCAAAAUUAUCAGUGAUAAAAAAUGAUACAUUGUUAAAAGAAAGAUGGCUUAUAACUGGUGGUCUUGGUGGUAUUGGUUGGCAAAUGGCUAAAUAUAUCGGUUACAAUCGUCGAAAUAUUUCACAUCUAUUUUUGCUUGGUAGAAAAGAGCCAAAUGAAAUGCAAAAUGAUGAAAUGAAAAAAAUGCGUGAACGUACGAGCGUUGACGUACGAGCAUUUUCGGUUGAUUUAACAUGCAAAAUGCAAGUGCAAGAAUUUUUUGAAAAAUUACCAGUAACAUUAACAAGUAUUAUUCAUAGUGCUGGUUGCAUUCAUGAUAAAUUAGCAGCCAAACAAACACAUUCAACUUUUCGGCUUGUAAUUGAUGCAAAAUGUAAUGGUUUAUUAAUAUUGGAUAAAUUAUGUCGUUCACAUCCAAUUAAACAUUUUAUUAUUAAUUCAUCAAUUUCUGCAUUAAUUGGUAAUCGUGGCCAAUGUAACUAUUCGGCAGCUAAUGCUUUUAUUGAUGAAAUUAUGCUUAAACGUCGAGCAAAACAACUUCCAGCAACAAUAAUUAAUUGGGGUAAUUGGUUAGAAACCGGAAUGGCUAUUAAGGCUAAUAAAAUUUUAAAUGAAAUUGGUUUCAUUGGUUUGAAGACGCAAAAAGCAUUAGCUUAUUUACAAAUUGCUAUUGAUUAUGCACCGGAAAGAAUGAUUAUUGCACAAAUUGAUGUCCGGAAAAUUUUACACUAUCGUCCUGAUUUAGCUACUGUAUUACUCAAUACUGCAAAUGAUAAUAAUGUACAAAUAAUUGGAACGAAUAAUCCGGAACCGAAGUUAAACCGAAGUGAUCAAUUGGACAAAAAUCAAUCAAUAACUGAUAAUUUGGUGCAAUGGAAUAAAAAUACGGCAACAGUAAAUAAAACAGGAAUUAAUGAGGAAAAAAACAUUGAUUAUCUCAAAUUAGAAGUGAUCAAAAUAUUGGAGGAAUUAAUUGGUGAUAUGAUAACAAUCGAAAAUUAUCAGCAAACUUUUAUGGAUCUUGGUCUUGAUUCAUUCAAAAUUUAUCAAUUUGUAAGUAAGUUAACGGAAAAAAUUGAAAUAAAACCAACUUUAAAUGUAUUAGCAAUAUUUGAGCAUCCAACAAUCAAUCAAUUAUUACAUUAUAUUGCAUCAUUAUACUAUCGUAUUAAAGAAUAUUCUGACGAUGAAAUUACUGAGCGCAUUGAGCGCAAUUGUCAUUCAAAUUUGAUGGAUUAUUCAGAAAAUAUAGAACAUUCUGACGAUGAAAUUACUGAGCGCAUUGAGCGCAAUUGUCAUGCAAAUUCGAUGGAUUAUUCAGAAAAUAUAGAACAUUCUGACGAUGAAAUUACUGAACGCAUUGAGCGCAAUUGUCAUGCAAAUUUGAUGGAUUAUUCAGAAAAUAUAGAACAUUCUGACGAUGAAAUUACUGAGCGCAUUAAGCGCAAUUGUCAUGCAAAUUCGAUGGAUUAUUCAGAAAAUAUAGAACAUUCUGACGAUGAAAUUACUGAGCGCACUGAGCGCAAUUGUCAUGCAAAUUUGAUGGAUUAUUCAGAAAAUAUAGAACAUUCUGACGAUGAAAUUACUGAACGCAUUGAGCGCAAUUGUCAUGCAAAUUCGAUGCAUUAUUCAGAAAAUAUAGAACAUUCUGACGAUGAAAUUACUGAACGCAUUGAGCGCAAUUGUCAUGCAAAUUCGAUGGAUUAUUCAGAAAAUAUAGAACAUUCUGACGAUGAAAUUACUGAGCGCAUUGAGCGCAAUUGUCAUUCAAAUUUGAUGGAUUAUUCAGAAAAUAUAGAACAUUCUGACGAUGAAAUUACUGAACGCAUUGAGCGCAAUUGUCAUGCAAAUUCGAUGGAUUAUUCAGCAAAUAUAGCUAAAAGUUUUAAAUUUUUUGCACUUCAUUCAACAACUAACAAAAAAUUAGUCAACGAACAAAUUCGCUUUUAUAAUUUGCACAAACAAUUAAAUCGAUCAACAAUGAUUACAUGUAACAAUAAACAAUGGAACAAUAAUUAUUUGCAUAUUAUUUGGGGUUUCAAAUAUAAACUGUUACAAGAAGAAAUUAUUAUUGCAAAUAAUAUUGAGCAUUCUCGAAAAGCAAUUAUAUGCUUUAUGAUUAGUGGACAAGGAAGUCAAAUAUGGAAUAUGGGUAAACAAUUAAGUUCUAUUUUUCCAUUUUUUCGACAAAAAUUUGAUGAAACAUUAAAUAUUGCAAAUAAAUAUAUGGCUAAAAAAAGUGUCAAUAUUCGAGAUGUAAUUUAUCAUUGGCAUUAUCGAGAGUUAUUGUAUAAAACAAAUUAUGCACAACCAAUAAUUUAUUGUUUUGCAUAUUCGCUUGCAAAAUUUUAUGAAUAUUGCGGUGUAAAUGCGACAUAUUUUGUUGGACAUAGUAUUGGUGAAAUUGUUGCAUAUACAUUAGCUAAUCAAAUAACACUUAUUGAUGCAUUAAAAUUAGUCAUACGACGUGGUGAAAUUCUUGAAUUUACCCGAGGAAUGGGUAAAAUGAUUGCUGUUAAUGAUAAAGAAAAUGGUGCAAAAUUACAACAGUAUAGUGGAAUGCAUUAUGCAGCUAUUAAUAGUGAUAAGCAAAUAAUCUUAUCAGGUGAUAAUCAAUCAGCUAAAUUAUGCAUACAUUAUGCACAAUUACAUCAUUAUUCAUUUACAAUAAUUGAUGAUUGCUAUCCAUUUCAUAGCUCAAUAAUUGAUAGCACAUUAUUAGAGCAAUAUAAAAUGGAAUGUAAACAAAUAAAAUUGAAAAAACAAACAAAACAAAAUGUUAUUUGCUAUUCCACUGGUGAAUUAAUCAAUGCUACUAAUUUCACUGAUAAUCAAAUAAUUGCAUCAAUUAAUUCAACUGUAUAUUUUAAAAAAUGCAUUGAAACAUUACGUAGAAAUAAAACGAAUAUAUGGCUUGAAAUUGGUAAUGGUGAAAUUUUAACAACAUUUGUACGAAGUAUGAUUAAUUCUAAAUCAGAUAAUUUAAUAUUAUCAUCAAUUAACAAUAAUAUGUAUGAAAUGGACUCAUUUAUUCAUUCAUUAUGUCAACUUCAAAAUUUUGGUGUUAAAAUUAAAUGGGAACAAAUUUGCAAUGAAAUUAACACUGAUAAUAAUUCCACUGAUAAUAAUUCCACUGAUAAACAAAUGCUGAUGAAAAAAUUGUUGAACAAAAAAAAUAUGAAAUUAUUUGAGGAGCAUCGUCUUCAUGGUACUAUAAUAUUACCUGCUGCAUUUAUUAUUGUUUUAUUUGUUGAAUAUACAACAAAUUUAUUGGAUGCAAAAAUUGAUGCAAUGAAAAGAAAGAAAAAUGAUAAAUUAUCAAAUGAAAGAAAAAUGAUUAUUUUUGAAGCAUUACGAUUGGAAAAACGAAUUACUAUUGCUAAUCUAAGCAAAAUUAAUGUGAAAUUUAUCAAAACAAAAUUAUUGCUAACAGAUAGCAGUGAUAAUAAUUAUUGCAAUUGUCGAUUAGGUAAUGAAAAGCGUAAAAUAAUUGUUGAAAAAAUGAAACAAAUUAAUGCAUUAAAAAAUUUAAAAAUUAAAUGUAAACAAUUCAAAAUGAAAAUGCACAAUUUAUCGUAUCAAUUAUUUUAUGAAAUAAUGCGAAAAAAUGGCUUACAAUAUGGACCAAAUUUUCAAAUAUUACGUGAAAUAUAUCGUAAAGAUUGUUAUAUUAGUGCAUUAUUGAUAAAUGAUAAUGAUCUGAUAAGACUUAUUGAUGGUUCACUUCAAUUACUUUCUGCUGCACUUCUCAAUACGAACAAAUUAUCAGUUUAUAUUCCAUUUGCAAUUGAUGAUAUUAUCAUCAAUUAUAAUGCAAUAUGUACAAAAAGCAAUUAUUUUCAUGCUUUUGGAAUUAUCACAAAACGUACUGAUAAUAUUAUCAAAGGAUCAGUUAUUGUUUAUGAUAAUGAUAGUGAAAUUAUUAUUUUACAUAAUGUUACAGCAAUUGAUAUUAGUGCUAAUAAGUCUAUCAUAUCAACAAAACAUUGCAAUCAUUCACAAUCACAAUAUUCUGCUAACAAAGAAAUGAACCAUUUUGCUAGCAGUGAUAAGGGUGAUAACACUACGAGUGAUAACGAAAAUACUCCAAUUAAUACUGUUAGUAAAUUAACAGAUGAAAUUAUCACAGAUAAAAAAUUAUCUAUUCAAGAUGAAAUAUUAGAAAUUGAAAUUAUUAGCUAUAUUGGUCAAUUUCCUAAUUCUGCAACUGAUUGUGCAUCAUUAUGGAAUAAUUUAAAAGCAGGAAUUAAUUCUCAUUCAACUGAUAAUAUUCAAAAAUUUCAAACUGAUAUAACAAUGUUUGAACCAUCAAAAUUUGGUAUUACACCUAAAGAAGCAAUUUACAUUGAUCCUCAACAACGUAUUCUAUUAGAGAUGACACAAAAAUUAAUUGAAAAAAUAGGUUUGAAAGAAUUAACAAGUGAAACAGGUGUUUUUAUUGGUGUUAGCUCAAAUGAUUUUGCACAAAAAGCAUAUGCAGAAAUUAAUGAUGCAAAUUCAUACCUGAGUACAGGUACAAAUCAAAGUGCUUUAGCAGGACGUAUUGCUUAUUGGUUUAAUUUAAAUGGACCAACAAUGGUAAUUGAUACAGCAUGUUCAUCAUUUACUUCUGCACUUAUUGUUGCAUGUGAUAAUAUUAAACAGGGUAAUUGUCGUAUGGCACUUGUUGGUGCUAUUAAUAUAAUUUUAAAUUUAAAAUCAACAACUGUCUUACAGAAUGCUCAAAUGCUUAGUGAAACAAAUUUUUGUAAAGUAUUUGAUAUGGAUGCAAAUGGAUAUGUUCGAUCAGAUGGUGCUGCUAUGAUAUUAAUUCAUGGAAUAAGUGAAAAAAAUUUGAAUUUAAAAAGUGAAACAUUUGCCACUCAUCAAAAUGAUUUUAAAUUUACAAUUGAAGCAUAUGGUAUGCGACAUAAUGGACGAUCAAAUGCGCUUACAGUACCAAAUGGAAUAAUUGAAUAUGAAUUAAUGAGUAAAGUUUGUAAGAAACGAGUAAAUAAGUCAGUGAUAAAUUGGGUGGAAGCACAUGCAACUGGUACCUCAUUAGGUGAUCCAAUUGAAGCAAAAGCUAUUUUAAAUGCUUUAACUGAUAACGAUGAUAAUAAUAAUGAUAAUGAUAAUGAUGCUCAAUCGAUUCAUAUUACAUCGGUCAAAAGUUCAAUAGGUCAUUGUGAAGCUGUAGCCGGUGCUGCAUCAUUAAUUAUGGUGCUUGAAGCAUGCAAUCAUAGCUAUCUACCAUCAAUGCAACAUUUCAAAUUGUUAAAUCGAAAUAUCACAAAUGAUUGUGGUUCAUUAAUUGUACCGGUAAUUGGUGAAGAAUUACCAAAUGGUACCAUUGAUAUACUCAUAAAUAGUUUUGGUUUCAGUGGUACCAAUACAUCAAUUGUUCUCAGAAGAUCAAAUCGAGAACAAUUGCAAAAUGAUGUAAAAAGAUCAAAACAAUCAAUGAUAAAGCAAAUGUUAUCAACCAGUCAUUCUCCAUCUAUCAUUUUAUAUUCAGGUGAUAAUUUAGAAGUACUUAAAUUAAUUUCCGGAAAAUUAAAAAUGUAUGUAGAAAAUGCAUGCUACAAUCUUACAACAAUCUGUGCAAUGUUGCAAAAUUCACCGGAUUAUUCUACCGGAAAAUAUCGAAUAGCAAUGCCAAUUAAACAGCAUACACAAAAAUGGAUGUCUUUUGUGGAAAUGUUUAAAAAAUCAACAAAAUGGACUAAAAUUAUUUUUAAAAUGGAAGGAAAACCGGAACCAGCUAUGAUUGCUGAAUUAUACAUAUCAUAUCGUUCAUUUCGAAAAAUUUUCCUCAAAUAUCUCAAAAUUUAUAAAUGCACAAAUAAUUUUACAACAACAAAAUUAGAUAAACAAAAUGCAUUUGAAUAUAUUUCAAAAAUUUCAUUGCUUAAAUUUCUAUUUGUAAUUGGUAUAAAACCAUUAAUAAUUAUUGCAACGAAUAGAAUUGAUCAAAUUAUUGCUAAAGUGAUAAGAAGAAAUUAUCAAAACGGAAUGUCAUAUGAAUGUUGUAAUUUUGAAAUACAGGAAGAAAUAAUUUCUGAUAAUUUCGAUUGUAUUUUAAGCAUAUCAACUUUACAAAUUGAAAAACCUAAAAUGAAAUUUGGCAGUAAUUUGAAAAAAACAUUUAGCAAUCAAUUUGUGGAAAUAAUUUGUCAACUAUAUGUGCAUUUUAUUGAUAUCAAUUGGAAAAUGCUUAAUGAUCAGACAGUUAAAACAUGUCUCAUACCGGAUGCCGAAUAUUCCAAGAAAAAAUAUUGGCCAUUUACUGAUUGUAAUAUGCAAAUUAAUGAUUGUAAUUCAUUGCAUACUGAAAUUCACUUUUCAAAUUUGCAAUUGGAAAUGCCUGAGCAGACGAAAAAUCUCGAAAGUGUAAAUCCUAUAAUUGAUCAAUUUAAUAGUAAUAAUUUUGAUAAUACUAAAACAGAUUUGAUCAAUUCUCACUAUCUGUAUAAGUUAGUUCAAAAGAAAUGUUUACUACCGGAUCCGGAACAAACUAUGCCAUUUAUUGCUAUUAAUCUAACCGAUACAACAACAAUUCUAGGACAACAAGCUAUAUUUGUCACCAAGAUAAAUGAUAAUGAUGAUAUUGUUAGGAUUAAAAAACAAUUUCAUUUGCAUCAAUGUACAAAAUUGAUAUUUGAAUGGAUAAUUGAUGAGGAAAAUUUAUUGGAAAAUACUAUAAAACAAACUUUACUAAAAACAUUAGCAAUGGAAGAGAUAAGUGUAAAUUUUAAAGCUAUUCAUACUGAUAUUAUUGAUAAGCAAAUUUUGUAUGAAAUUUGGGAUGAAAAUUUUAUCAAUGAAAUAAUUUGUUACAAUGGUGGUAAUCGAUUUGUUGAAAGAAUGCAAGAAAUGAAUGAUAAAGAAUUAAUUGUGGAACAGAUAAGAAAUAUUGAUCGAAUACUGAUAACAGGAAAUAUUCGAGGAAUAGCUGGAAAAUUAAUUGAAAUUUUAAAACCACGUUUAGCAAUUGCUAUAUCAAGAACAAUGCUUAAUACAUGUAGCAGUGAUAAGAAUGGCUCAAUAAUUAGAACAAUACAGGCAGAUUGCACUGAUUUUAUGCAAAUGGAAAAAAUUUUUGCGACAUUUGCGCCAUUUGAUAUAAUCUUUCAUUGUGCAGCAACAGUAAGUAAUUGUUUAAUGGAAAAUAUGAAUGUGAAAUUAUUUGAAAUGGUUUGUCAACCAAAAAUUUUAGGUUUACAAAAUAUUAUCAAACUUUCAAAAUUGUAUUCAAUUCAAAAAAUUGUUGCAUUCUCAUCAGCUGCAACAAUUCUUGGCUCUGCUGGACAAGCUAAUUAUGUUGUUGCUAAUGAACUUAUGGAAUAUUUGAUGCGAAAAAAUGUACCAAAUGGAUUGGUCAUUAGUUGGGGACCAUGGGAUGGUCAAGGAUUUUUAGCCGGUGAACAUAUGGCUAAAAUUCGACGACAAAUUCAGACUAGUGGUUGGAAAUUAUUACAGGUAGAACAGGUAACACAACUAUGCUACAAAUUACUUUCCAGUAAAGGUCAUCAUAUAGCAAUGAGUGUUAAUUUUGAUAUACUUCAAAAAAAACGUCCAUAUUUGAGAAAAUUUUUGGAAAAUAUUUCCAUUAAUAAUGACAAUAACAACAACAGUAACAACAAUAACAAUAAUAGCGACAACAAUAACGACAAUAGCGACAACAAUAACGACAACAAGAGAGAUGAAUUUAUUUUACAAAAUAAUUUGCAUUCAAUUUCUGAAUGCGAAAAAAAUUUCACUGAAAUAAUCAAAAAUUGUAUUAUGGAAGUAAGUGGUAUUACAGAUGUUAAAUUUGAUAUUGGUUUUAUGUCAAUGGGAAUUGAUUCAUUAAUGAUUACUGAAAUACAAAAAUUACUUAAUGAACGAUUAAAUUUAAAUAUUCCAAUUGCUAAUUUCUAUGAAUAUUCAACUGUUCAAACAUUAUCACAAUAUUUAGCACAAAAAAUGCUAAUAAAUGAUAAUAAAUUACAAAAUGAUAAGCGUAUGAAAAAUGAUAAAAAUGAUAAGAUAGCAAUUAUUGGUUAUUCAGGUGCAUUUUCUGGCGCAUCUAAUGAUGAGAUAUUUUGGCGCUCUUUGCUUGAUGGUCAAGAAUUAAUUGAGCAACAAAAACGAACAAAAAUAAAUGAUCAUGAAGAAAUGAUAGAAGGAAUUGGUAUAAUGCCUGAUUUAGAUAAAUUUGAUUAUCAAUUCUGGAAUUUAACAUUUAGUGAUGCAAAUUAUAUUGAUCCACAAAUUCGUAAAUUUGUUGAACAUUCAUAUAUUGCUCUAGAACGUUCUGGUCUUAUACGUAUUCGUGAUAAAUUACGAAUUGGUGUUAUUGUUGGUGCUGAACCAUCAGAGUAUCACGUAAAAUCACGUUGCAUUGGUGGUAUUGAAAAUUUAUACGAGAUUAAUCAAAAAGAUUUUAUUGCUACAUGGACCAGUCAUUUGCUCAAUCUAAAUGGUCCAUCAUUUGCUGUUUAUUCAGCAUGCUCCACUGCACUUAUUGCUAUUGUACAAGCAAUUAAUUUACUAAAACAAAAUCAAUGUGAUAUUGUACUUGCUGGUGCUGUAUCAUUAGCAUUACCUUAUACAGGUAAUAAUAAUAAUAGCUUAAAACAUGGAAUGAUACUAUCAACUGAUGGUCACUGUCGUCCAUUUGAUCAACAAUCCAGUGGAACAGUUCGAGGUUCAGCAGUUGGUGUUAUUGUACUACAACGAUUAAAUGAUGCUCAAAAAAUGAACAUACCUGUUAUUGGUAAUAUAAUUGGCUAUGCAAUUACAAAUGAUGGCUUAUUAAAGUCAAGCUUUAUGGCACCAAAUAUUACUGGUCAACAAAGUUGUAUCAAAAAAGCAAUUGAAAUGUGUGAUACAAAUGAAAUUGAUUAUAUUGAAUGUCACGGUACUGGUACAAUAACAGGUGAUCUUAUUGAACUUACAGCAAUGUCACAAUGUUAUCAACGUGACACAUUAAUUGGUUCUGUUAAAGCAAAUAUUGGACAUGCAUUAGCUGGUGCUGGUAUUGCUGCAAUUAUAAAAUUAUGCAAAAUUGCUGAAAUGAGAAUUAUUCCAAAACAAAUUAAUUUUGAACAAUUUAAUAAGCAUUUAAUUAAUGUUAGCUUUCAAAUUACCAAAUGUAAUAUUAAAAUUGAAAAGAAAAUUUUACGUUUAGCUGUAAAUGCAUCUGGUAUUGGUGGUACAAAUGCGCAUCUAAUCAUUGAAAAUGAUAAUAAUCAUUUCUUAUCAACAUAUCAAUCAAAUAAUAAUCAUUAUUUUUAUGCAUUAAUCAUAACUGGUAAAAGUAAAAAUGCAUGCAUGCAACUUUGUAAUUGCAUUAGUAAUUAUUUGCAAAUGAAAAUGAAUUUAAAUCAAAUUGCAAGUACAUUGCAAAAUUAUCGUGAACAUUUUCAAUAUCGAUUUGGUAUUACUGUACAAACAAUUAGCGAUGCUAAAAAUGAAUUAAAAAAUGCUGUUAAAAUUGAAAAAAUAAUUAAUUUAAAAUGUGAAAAUAUUGCAUUUUAUAUUGCACCACAAGGAUUGGAAUAUUUAAAUAUAGGUUUUGAAGCAAUGAAAUAUAAUCAAACAUUUUGUAAUGUAAUGAAAAAAUGUUUUCAUAUUGCUAGUAAAUUAAUUGGUGUAAAUUUUGAAAAUAUAAUUCAUCAACAACAACGCCAACAACAACAACAACGCCAACAACAAACAAUAACAAUGGAAAAUAUACUUUUAAAGCAACCAUAUUCACAAUUAGCUACAUUUAUUAUUUGCUAUGCUUUAAUGGAACAAUUAAAAGAAUGGAAAAUUGAUGGUUGUAUUAUGAUUGGACAUAGUUUAGGUGAAUAUGUUGCUGCUGUACAAGCUAAUGUUUUUGAUAUUGAAACAGCAUUAAUGAUUAUUUUCAAACGUGGUUGUUUGAUUGCAAAAACAGAAAAUGCUAAAAUGUUAGCUGUAAAUUGUGCAAAUUAUAACAAACAUUUGAAUUGCAUUGAAUUAGCAAUGAAAAAUAGCACUAAAAAAUGCUUACAAAUUCCUGAAACAAUUGAAAUUUCAGCUUAUUUACAUUCAAAUUUGAAAUGUUUUGUUGGUAAACCUAAAAUAAUUGAUGCAUUUAAGCAUUUAUUGGAAAUUAAUGAAAUACAUUGUCGAGAGCUAACAACAAAUUAUGGUUUUCAUAGUUCAUUUAUGAAUUCAAUACUUGAUGAAUUUGAGGAAUUUUUAGCAAAAUUCACUUUUCAAAAGCCAACAAAACAAAUUUUAUCAAAUAUUAAUGGUGAAUUAAUUAAGCAUUUCGAUGCUAAAUAUAUGAUUAAACAUAUGCGAUGUGCUGUUCGACUUGAUAAAUGUAUUGCAAAUUUAAGCGAUCAAAUUAAAGUAAUAAUUGAAAUUGGUCCAAAAGGUAUUUUGGAAAGUUUAUUAAAUGCUAAUAAACAAUGCAAAAUUGAUAUUAUUUCAACAAUACCAUCAAAGAAACAAUAUGAAAAAGGUUAUGAUACAGGUAAUUUACUUCAUAUUGCAACAAAAUUAUGGAUGAAAGGUUAUCAAUUAAAUUGGGAAAAAAUUUGUGGCAAUUAUAGCUUUGAUAAAUUUCUUCCAAAUUAUCAAUUUGAAAAAAAUAUUUGCUGGGAGAAACAAACAGAGAAAUGGACGAAUGAAAAUAUUGAUGUAAAUUUGUAUGAAUUAUGUUGGUUAUCAUGUAAAUAUACAACAAAACAACAACAACAACAACAAUUACCAAAAGGUGUUUUAUUAUUUGUAUCACAAAGAAGGACAAAUUCAAUUGAUAAAUUUCUUUCAAUGCUACAUAAUUUAUUUGUACCGGUUCAGUGUAUUUUUAAUGAUACAAAAUCAUUAACCGGAAAUAUUAAUGUAAUUGAUGGUAAUAUUUAUAUUAAUUCAAAUAAUCAACAAUCGUACUAUGAAUUAGCUAAUUUUCUUCGCAGUAAUAAUUUUUAUUUUGAUACUAUAAUUCAUGCAUGGAAUUUUCCGGUAAAUUUAGAAACUGAUGAAAGCAGUGAAUCAUAUUUAUUAACAAGUUUUUAUUCUGUCUAUUGGAUUUUAACAAUUAUUACACAAAAUAUGAUUGAUUUAAAAUUUCUGACAUGUAUUGAUUGGAAUGCAAAACCGGAAAUAUUUACUGUUCUUGGACCAAUACGAGAAUUUGUAAUGACAAAACGAUCAAUGAAAGCUGCAUGUAUUCUUUGCACAUCGGAAAUUAAUUUAUUUGAUGCAUUACAAUUACUUCAAUUGCAUCAUGCUAAUUUUGCAUUAAUUCGAAAUUUUAUAAAUGGAAAAUUUGAAUAUUUUUCUUAUCAAUUAAAAUUAACUGAAUGUGAUAAUUAUUUGAUUGAAAAUGAGAAACAAUCAAUAAUUGAUAAGAAUGAUUGUUGUCUAAUUCAAAAUGCUGAUAUUAUUGUAAUUUUUGGUUUUGGUAGUAUUGGACAAUCAUUUGUAAAUGUUCUUUGUCAAAAUUUUAAUAAUUUAACAAUUUGUAUUGCUAGUCCAAAUGCUACAAAACACUUUCAACAACUCCAAAAUAAAAUUAAUCAAUGGAAAAUUUCACGAAAUUCUAAAAAAAUUAAUCAGACAAAUGUAGCAGCAAUUGUUGAUGUCAACAAUGAUGAACAUAAAUUCUUUGCAUAUGAUAUUGAUGUGACAAACAACGAUGAUGUACGAUAUUUAUUGACACAAAUAAUGUCACAACAUAAACAAAUCAAUGUUAUCAUACAUGCAGCAGCUGGAAAAAUUGAUCGUAUUAAAUUUGACAAAAAUUUCAAUGAAUUACAAACUGUUUUACAACCAAAAAUUUGUGGUACUCGUAAUGUAAUCAAUAUUUUAGAUGAAAAUAAUAUCAAUAUUCGAAGUUUAAUUCUUAAUUCCAGUAUGAAUGCAUUAUUUGGCAUACCUGGUAAUAGUGAUUAUGCAGCAUCAAAUAUUUUUCUUGAUAUAUGCAGUGAGCAAAAUUUCCGGAAUAUUCAAAAAAUUACAACCAUACAAUGGACCGGUUGGAAAGAUAGCACUAUGCUUAGCAAUUAUAACAGCGGCAAAAAUAAAAGUCAAAAUCCUGUAGCAAACCUGAUCAUGAAAUAUUCAUUAUCAGUAAAUGAAGCUGAACAAAUGAUACAAAAAUGUUUGUAUCAACAAGGAUUAAUUGCUGUUUCAUUUAUUAAUCCAAAUGAAAUAAUUCAGGAAAUUCGUAAAUUAAAUUUUACAUUAAAUGAUAAAUUUGCAACUGAAUUAAUGGAGGAAAAAAAUAUAAAAAUGAAUUGUAAUGAAUUUAAAAAUAUUCUUGCAAAAAUUUGGAUGAAUUAUUUAAAUGUUGAACAGAUCACUGAUCAUGAUGAUUUCUUUCAAUUAGGUGGACAUUCAUUAAAUGGUAUGCAAAUUAUUUGGGAAAUUAAUUGUUUGUUGCAAAUUGAUUGCAAAUUGGAUGAUUUAUUUCAACAUUCACAAUUUCAACAAUUUUUGCAUUUUUUACAAAAUGCAAAAUUGAAAAAAAAUGAGCAAAAAAUUUCAUUUAAAUUAAAAGAUUAUAAAAUGUUUGAUUGUAUUGAAAAGUUAAAAAUGAUUCGAUUAAGUUAUCCACAAGAAAAUAUGUUUAUUUUACGAGAAUUAUACCAUCCAACACUCUAUAAUAUUUGCUUUUUGCUAACAUUUCAAGGAUUAAUUUGCAUUAAAAGUUUGCAUAAAGCAUUUCUAUUUCUAAUUGCACGACAAACAUCACUACGAACAAUAUUUCUGAUAAGAAAUGAUAUAUGUUAUCAGGAAAUUCAAUCACUUACUGAAUCCUAUUAUCAUAUGUUAUGGCCAAUGUUAGAUGAAUAUGAACGUUAUCAAUUGAUAAAUGAUGAAAAAAAUCAUAUCAUGGAUUUAAGACAAAUUCCAUUUCGAUUAUUAUCAAUGUGUAGUAGUGAGAGCAGUGAUAAGAUGAAAAAUGAAUAUAUGAUAGUGAUAAGUCAACAUCAUAUUAUCACUGAUGGUUGGUCGAUGACUAUUUUUGCUAAUGAAUUAAGCAAAUUUUAUCACUAUUGUCUAACAAAUGAGCAUAUUCCGGUAACAUUUAAACGUUUAUCAUAUCAUGUAGCACAUUUUGCUACAUGGCAACGUAGUGAUAAUUUUACACAAAUGAUAAAUGAUGAUUUAAAACGAUUAUGUGCAAAAUUUCAACAACAACAACAACAACAACAACAAGGAACACAAAUUAUCACACAUAAAACAGCAAUUCUGAUAACAAAAUUAAUUCGUCAAAAAAUUUUCAAUGUUUCAUUAUCACUUUGGAUGCAAAUAAAUGAAACAGCUAAACGUUAUCAACAAACUAUUUAUACAGUAAUGCUUACUGCAUUUGUAUGUCUCAUUCGUAAAUUCUCGAAUGAUUAUGAUAAUAAUACAAUAAUAAUUGGUUGUCCAAUAUCUGGUCGAAUGAAUGUUGAUGAAAUGAAAUUAGUUAUGGGUUAUUUUUUAAAUAAUAUAAUUUUAAUUGUUGAAAAUUUUCAAAUGAAUGUAACAAAUGAAAUACUUUUUGAGCAAAUUAAAGUAGCAAUACAGGAUGCUCGUUCAUUUGAACAUUUACCAUUUCAUUUAUUGGUUGCUAAUUUAUCUGAGCAACGACAAUUUACAACAAAUCAACAUCCUAUUUUUAAUAUAUUUUUUAAUUAUCGUCAUAAUCUUGAUUUUCCAAAAAUUGAAAUUUCAAAUGUGAAUUGUUCAAUAAAACAACUUACCACAAAUGAUGCAUUUGAUUUUGCAUUUACAAUUGAUGAAAUAAAUGAUAAUGAUAAUGGACCAUUAAUUACUAUUAAUUAUAAUGCAAAUCAAUAUUCCAAUCAACUUAUCGAUCAAAUGAUUGCUGUUUAUUUGAAAUUACUUAAAUCAAUUUGUAGCAAAAAUGAUUGUCUUCAAAAUGAAAUGUAUAAUUUCAAAUGUAAAAUGCAUCAUUGUGAUGUAUUAUCUACAGGUAGUGCUAUUGAUAUUAUCAAACAACAAGCAAUACAUACUGAUAAGCUUAUUGCUUUUUGUAAUUCUUAUCAAACAACAAUUACUUAUCAACAACUGUACGAAAUGAUUGAUGUAUUUUCUAAGCAAAUAACACAAUUUUAUUUGCAAAACAGUUGUGAAAAUAUUCGUGCUGAUACAAUAAUACCAAUAUGUGCUGAUUCAAAUGCAAUAAUAGCACCGUUAUUAGCAGUGCAAUUAACUGGUGCUGCAUAUGCGCCUAUUGAUCCAGCAAAUUCUAGCACAAUGAUUGCACAAUUAGUGCAUGAUAUUGGUGCAACAAUUAUUAUUGUUCAAGAAACAAAUUUAAAUUUAAAUAUUCCAAUGCUAAACAUGGAACAAUUUGUAGCAUUUACUAAUCAACAACAACAACAACAACAACAACAACAACAAACUGAUACGAAAAAUUGGAAAUUAAAUUAUUGCAAUAAAAAUUUAGCAAAUGAUUGGAUGAAAAAAUAUUCACAAUGUAUUGAUUUAUCAUAUGUAAUAUUUACCAGUGGUACAACCGGAAAACCGAAAGCAGUUUGUGUUACAAAUCAAAAUUUGCUUAAUUUUAUUGUUGCAUCAACACAACAAACAACAUUUCAUCCUAAAUAUCGCAUUUAUCAUUCGGUAAAUACAAUUUUUGAUGUAAGUUGUAUGAAUAUUUUUACAACAUUUUCAAAUGGUUGUUGUUUAAUUAGCGCAGCAAAUAUUCUUAAUGCAACAAAUGAAAUUAUUGAAAUGAAUGUACAAUUUGCAUUCUUAUCAGCAGCGCUAUUUAAUAUGUUUGAUAAUGAGGAAAUUAAUCAGUUGCAACAGCUCGAAAAAUUAUUUGUUGGUGGUGAAACAAUAAACAAUCAACAAAUAAAUCGUUGUUUACAAUUGGGAAUUUGUUUAUGUCAAAUUUAUGGACCAACUGAAACAACAAUUUGGUCAUUAACAAAUAAUUGUAGCAUUUUUGAAAACGAAUGUGGUCGUAUAAUUGGAACAGUAAUUAAUAAUGAAUUUGCAUAUGUAUUAGAUUCAGAAAAUAAUCUAACAUGUAAUGGUGCUAAAGGUGAAUUAGUAAUUUGUGGUAAUGGUAUAACACGUGGUUAUUUAAAUUUAAAUAAUUCAAAUGUUUUUAAAUAUAAUAAAUUUCAUACUAAAGAAGAUGAAAUUUUAAAACGUAAUUUAAUUGCUUAUUACACUGGUGAUUUUGUAAUAAAAUUUGGUGAAAAAUAUCAUUUUUUUGGACGUAAAGAUAAACAAUUGAAAAUACAUGGCUAUCGUCUUGAACCAACUGAAAUUGAAAUUGUAGUACGAAAAUGGGAUUUAACAAUUGGAAAUGUUAUUGUUUUAAAAAAUAAACAAUUAGAUAGUUUGGUAUUAUUUAUUGAAAAAGAAACUGAUAAUAAAUAUUACUGUGAUUUAUUACGACAAUAUUUAAAUGAAAAUUUACUUCAUUUUAUGAUACCAAAAAAAAUUAUUUUGCUACAACGAAUGCCAUUAAAUCGAAAUGGAAAAAUUGAUGUGAAUAAAUUAAAUGAAAUGAUAAGAGAUGAUUAUUAUUAUCAUUCCACUGAUAAUGAUAAUGAAAUUAUUGCAUCAAUACAAACUAAUAAUGUAUUACAACAAGAGGUGCAAAAAAUUUGGUGUCAAUUAAUUGGCUUAUCACAAAUUAAUCUCACUGAUAAUUUUUUUACAAUUGGUGGACAUUCUCUUCUACUAAUACUUCUACGACAAAAACUUCGUGAUAAAUUUAAUUUCACUUUAAAUUUUCAACAAUUCUAUCGUCAACCAACAUUAGCAGCACUUAUUGCUAGCAUACAAACAGAACUGAAUAAUUGCUAUAAUGAAAAAACAAAUGAUUACACUUAUCAAAAUUAUCAUUUACCUGUACCUUUGCAAGAUUUUAAUUUGAUAAAAUUUAUCAAUCUUCGAGAAACUAUCACAUCAAUUGGUAAUGUUUAUAUGAUACAUGCAAUUGCUGGUACAAUUUAUUCAUAUUUUGGAUUAGUAUCAACUAUACCACAAUGUUUUAAUAUUUAUGCUAUCGAAUAUGAAUUGUAUUAUCCAUCGGAUAGUUUAAUUGAACUUGCAACAUUUUACUCGAAACAGAUUGUUAAACAUAGUCAAAUGAAUGCGAUAUAUUUAAUGGGACAUUCAUUAGGUGGUAUUUUGGCACGUGAAAUUGCAGAAUUGCUUAAUAAUAAUCGAGAUAAUAAUAAAAAAGAAUUAUUUGUUAUAAUGCUUGAUUCAUGGUGUAUUGGUAUUGAAAAUUUGCAUAUGAAUACUGUCAUAUGCUACCUUCAGGAAAAAUUAAAAGGAUUGCCAGAUAAAGAGGAAUAUAUUAAGAAAUCGAUGAAAUUAACUAAAUUGCUACAAAAUCAUCAAUUUACAAUUAAUUCAAUCAAAAUUUAUCUUUUAAAAGCAAAAGAUCAUGGAAAUUCUCCUCUUCGAACACAUCUAAGAGAAUUAAAUUCCAAACAACAAACACAAUCGUUGAUUUCAAAUGGAUGGCAUAAAAUUUCAACGAAAAAAGUGGAUAUAUUUCUGGUUGAUGGUGAUCAUGAUUCAAUGUUACACCAACAUAAUAUGACCUUAUUGACCCGUAUUUUUGCUUACAUUUAUGCUAUGAAUGGAAUAAUAGUUGAACAGUCUUAA